AUGAGGGAGGAGGCAGUGAAGAAUUGGGAGAAGAAGAAGAAGAAGAAGUGUUCUUCACCGAAAGGAGUUGGGGAGUUUCUGAAAAAGAAGAAAGGAAAGUGGUGGGUACAAAUGGUGCUGAAGGUUCCAUGGAGUUGCGGUGGAAUCGGUGAUCUGUGCCUUUCAGCAUGUAGUUCUUCCCAUAGGAAGCCUUAUAGUUGA
Molecule: messenger RNA, 201 nt
Organism: Thlaspi arvense
Lineage: Eukaryota; Viridiplantae; Streptophyta; Magnoliopsida; Brassicales; Brassicaceae
Source: the annotation of a GenBank genome assembly